Pochonia chlamydosporia 170 is the source of this 1086-nucleotide messenger RNA. RefSeq lists its product as hypothetical. The record is from RefSeq and is a predicted model, not a curated record. The transcript has a single exon. NCBI's taxonomy places the organism in Eukaryota, Fungi, Ascomycota, Sordariomycetes, Hypocreales, Clavicipitaceae. The coding region runs from base 1 to 1086 and encodes 361 amino acids.
AUGGCAGCCGUGGACGCAAUGCUUGGCCGUUGGAUCCGCAGUAAUGGCAUGUCCAGUAUUCGCGACGACAGACCUGAUUUCGCUCGACUCAAAUUCCAAAUGAUUACUCGUACCUUUUGGCUUUACUUUGGUCAUAUUUCGAAAUUGCUUCGAGCCCCACCACCGUCGGCACCUACACCUCUGCCGAUACAAGAGCCUGUUACGACAACCGAGGGCUUGUACACCAUGGUACAGAAGCCAGCAGUUACGCUGAAAGUCUCCAAUGAACAAGAAGUUCUUCAAGAGGAAUACGAUCUUCACGUCAGUAUUGAAUCAGCCUUUAUUCACGUUCUAAAUUACCUCGGCGGUCUGGGCUCCAGUAUAAUCUUACCCUUUAUUCCUCAUUACAUUGAUUUCCAUCCUGAGAUUCUCAAAUCUAAAUAUUCCAUUCUGCUCCCAAAUGUUGAAAACCUUCCUGCGGGAUAUGCGGCGUACGCAAUGGAAUCUAUUAGACCGUUUCACCCUCACCAUGUCAGGUACCUUGUGAAGCGACAUCUGUCCCCGUCUAUCCAAGAUCGAGCUUUGGAUACACUCUCGAAUUCGCAUUUUGUCACCAAGGUCUGCCUAGGCGGCCUGACACCGCUGUCCGAAAAAUGGCAAAUCGGCCUCAAUGACCGUCCCGCGUAUGUUGACCAACUGUACGCAGAACGAGUGGAUAUCGCUGGUCUGUCCAAAGUCAUGGGCUCAACUCUGGCUGUCCUGCACUGGUGCUGUGGUAUUGACGCGGCUGGCGUGGAGUUCGUCCUUGGUUGCGACAAGAAGGGAAACAUUCGUCUCUGGUUGGCGAACUUCGGUAACUGUCGACCAUUUAAACAAACAGAAUUUGACGUGACGACACAGCUUGUGGAUGCAGUAAUGAAUAAUGAUUGCUGUUGGCCUAGAUGGAUAAAUUUGGGAGUGUUUCGUGAGAUAUGGCACGAAUUCUGGAAGGGAUACAUCGAAAUGUCCUUAUUAUCUUGCAAUGAACAUCAGGGGAAACGACCGAAUGCCUUUCUACCACGUCUAUUCAUAAACGAACUAGGAAAGACGAGAGGCCCGCCAGUUUGA